Molecule: messenger RNA, 1696 nt
Organism: Archocentrus centrarchus (flier cichlid)
Lineage: Eukaryota; Metazoa; Chordata; Actinopteri; Cichliformes; Cichlidae
Product: histone chaperone asf1b-B-like
Exons: 4
Coding region: 208-807 (199 amino acids)
Biological process (GO): DNA replication-dependent chromatin assembly
Cellular component (GO): chromatin; nucleus
Molecular function (GO): histone binding
Source: RefSeq, a predicted model, not a curated record
UCCUUCAGUAAAGCAGCCGCUGGUCCUGUUGGUGGGGAGAAUAAAAGAGGCGAACUGUAACUUACGUCUUGAAGACAGGCAGUUUCCAGAGCGUGUGCGGGGUCCUGGGAGCACAACGAUAGUAAAGCGCGGAGUGACCUAUUAAAUUUGAUUCACGCAAGAGAAAACAAUCGUAACAGUUUACCAGGUUGAGGGGCGGCUGAAGAUAUGGCCAAGGUGCAAGUGUUAAAUGUUGCUGUGUUGGAUAACCCGAGCCCUUUUGGAAACCCUUUCCAGUUUGAAAUAACGUUUGAAUGCAUGGAGGAUUUGCCGGAAGACCUGGAAUGGAAGAUCAUUUAUGUGGGUUCAGCUGAGAGUGAAGAAUACGACCAGGUUCUGGACUCUGUUUUGGUGGGCCCUGUACCAGCUGGCAGACACAUGUUUGUGUUUCAGGCUGAUGCUCCUAACACAGGGCUGAUUCCAGAAAGCGAUGCUGUGGGAGUGACGGUAGUCCUUAUAACCUGCACCUACCGUGGACAGGAGUUCAUCCGCAUUGGUUACUAUGUCAACAAUGAAUACACAGACCCUGAACUGCGGGAAAACCCACCUCUCAAACCAGAUUACUCUCAGCUCCAGAGGAAUAUUUUGGCCUCUAAUCCACGUGUAACCCGUUUCCAUAUCAACUGGGAGGGCUUGGCUGACAAGAUGGAAGACAGUGAGAACGUUGACCCGUCCCCGAACAUCAGUGGCAUGCUCCCUCCAUCCUGUAUACCAGGAAAGAUGCCACAUCUAGGAGUGAUGCCAGAUAACUCCAUGGACUGCAUCUAAGAGUCAUCAGAUAAAUACAGCUCUUCUAUACACACCCACAUUGUAAACACACAUUUAGACAAGGAGGCCAUGGAUGUUUCUGUAUCACAUGUGGACUUUGACAGAAAGCACGGACACCACAGCAGAGACUUUUUUUUUUUUUUUUUUGUUUAAAUAAAGCACUCAAAAAUGGGAUGGGUCUGGAAUUGUUACUAGCUUUGGUUCCUCUUCUUUACACACUUCCUUUCAGCACACACACAGACGUGUACAGUCAGAAUUGCCUUAAUUUAUUGUAUCUCUAUAAGAUUAUUUUCAUGCCAAGCUGAAAGAAGUUCAAGUCAUAAGGGCUGGGCAAGGUCACCAUAUCCUCAACAGCCCUGAGACUUGUGGGAUAUACUCAUGAUUCUAAUAUCUGUGCUCUUCAUUUUGCCCUUUUGUGCGCAGAUCAACGAGUACUGUGUGUCAGGAAGGAUGUAGCACUAGCUGCUUAUAGUAAAGCAUUUCAUUGUUCCUAAGGUUUAUCUCAGCUGACACCGACCUGUGGAAUGAAAUGUUUGGUUUAAAUUAUGAGGCUGUCACAUGAAGUGUCUUUAUUCAUUACCUUAUGCAGAGUACAAUAUGUUUUGCCCCAGGGUUUCCACAUUACCCUGUAAACCUGCUUAUUUUAAUAGGCCCCAGUUCACAUACUGUUACAUAAAAUGCCCAUAUGCACAAAACGUGUAGGUAAUGGCGAAAUGGAUGCUAAAUUACAGUAGAUGUGUCUCUGGAUAUACUGUAAGUAAUGUUUUCCCAGCGCUUAUUUUGUCUUCAAAACAAGAAGACAUUUUAUUUUGUACUUACUAUACAUUCUCUGCCUCAGUAUUUGUAACAGCAGUGAUGGGGGUUAAUAAAGUUUGUUUUGUUGACCUUG